Molecule: messenger RNA, 1946 nt
Organism: Sinocyclocheilus rhinocerous
Lineage: Eukaryota; Metazoa; Chordata; Actinopteri; Cypriniformes; Cyprinidae
Exons: 10
Coding region: 105-1946 (613 amino acids)
Source: RefSeq, a predicted model, not a curated record
CUGCAAGCCAACUAUAUCAAGUUUCUUGCAUUUUGGUGUAGGCUUUUUCAUCUAGUCAACUUGUUUGCAAAUCAGACUGCAUUAAGAAGGGCAAACCCAGGAACAUGAUGGGACUUCUGCUUUUUCAAUUGCUUUUACAAGGUGUUCUGCUUUAUGAUGCUUUGGGAUGGGAAGUGAGAAUGCCAAAAGAAAUCCGCGGCCUCCAAGGUUCCUGUCUGGUCAUACCAUGUUCUUUCAGCUACUCAUCAAACCCACCCAAAAACCCAUAUAGAGUUGUGUGGUAUCAGUGGGUCUCUAGAGGUUAUCCUUUAGUUUAUGAUCCAUUGCAUCCAAAUGAUGUCAUUGAGAAGUUCAGAGAGAAAACUUAUUUAUAUCGUGAACCAUCAAGUUGGGAUUGCAGUCUGCUGAUCAAAAACCUUGAACUGUCCCACCAUGGAGAGAAAUUAUACACAUGGAUUGACCCUGAAAAUGUUGGAUGGCGCACAUACAAAUUUUAUGAUGUCACCUCUACAGUCUUUGUCGAUGAAAAGCCACAGCUGCCCAGCAUCAGUAUUUAUGGAGGUGAAAGGAUGGGUGACGCCAUCACAGUAGAAUGUUCAACUUUCCACACGUGUUCAUACAGAAAACCAGGCAUCUCUCUGAACGGUAUAGAAGGAUCUGAUCAAAAAAAGGAUGAACAUAUUAAAGACGGCCUGUGGAAAAUAACUCUGACACGUACAGGUGUCGUAAAGGCAGAAAGCACGACUAUUAAGUGUUCAGUAACACAUCAUGGUGGCAUAAAAGUGAAAGCUACAGAGGUCAAAAUGUCAAAAUGUGUUCAUCAUAACAUAACGAUUGAGCCUGAACUGGCAGAUGUCACAGAGGGCGUCGCAAAGAACUUCAUUUGUAGCGUCUACCAUUCCUGCCAGAAAGAGAAUCCAACCAUCACAUGGAACUAUGAGAACAUGCAGGUCACAGAGUGGAGCAAAACACUUUCAGGUUUAGAUCGGAUCACCUACUCCAACAUAACCUUUCUGGGUGCAAAAGAAGACCAUGGAAAGAAAUUGAUAUGUACUGCAUAUUUUACUGGAGGAGACAUUAAAACCUCAGUUGUUUUACAUGUACAACAGUACCAGAAACCAGUCCAGAUCCUGAAUAAAACUCAUUUCCAACAUGUGGCAGACGUGAUACCCAAGAUCACCGCGUUGCCUCGUUCAUGUGUGGUAAUACCGUGCAGUUUCAAGAUGGAAGAGGAAUAUGUCACUCGUCUUCGGGUUCUUUGGGUCACCAAAAAAGGUGGCUACAUGUUCCACACCGACCCAGUCGAUGUCUUGGACAACUUCAAAGGCCGCACAAGGCUCCUCGGAAACCUUGAUGAGCAAGACUGUACUGUGGAGAUGGAUAAUGUGCAAACUCAUGACAACGGGCCGUUUUGCUUCCGAGCAGAAAGAGAAAAUGAGAGAUACAGCUUCAACAACAGCUGUGUGUUCAUUAUAAUGCGGGCACCCGAUAAACCUGUGAUGUCAUCCCUCCCUGAAGACAUCGAGCCCGGGACACGAGUCGCCGUCAAAUGCUCAGUCAACCACACAUGCUCCUCUCACCCUCCCCAAAUCACCUGGAGCGUCCCAACAGCCCGAGAAACUAUCAGCCACAGUCACAUGGGUGGAGGCGUCUGGGAAACAGUGUCCGCUGUGACCUUUGUUCCUACUGGAUAUGAAGAGAAAGAUGAAAUUGUCUGCACUGCCAAAUUUUGGGGUGGUAAAACACAGGAAAAUACUGCCUUCCUCAGUAUUAGAAGAGUUCAAGGCGUUGGAUUUGGGCCUUAUGCCAUUGUAUCUUCACUUGUCUUCAUCCUUAUUUGUGUACUUACUGGAGUCUUCAUAUAUAAAAGGCAACACAGGUUUGUAUGUUUUUUUGGCUUAUACUUAUGCUUUAGAAUGUCUGCAUUUAAAUUUAAAUCUCUAUAG